Messenger RNA from Trichobilharzia szidati, 1069 nucleotides. NCBI's taxonomy places the organism in Eukaryota, Metazoa, Platyhelminthes, Trematoda, Strigeidida, Schistosomatidae. The record is from the annotation of a GenBank genome assembly.
CGUCAAUCACCAUCAAAAGCUAGUUGUGAGAAGACUCUGUUCCACUGCGGCACUGAACAUGUGUUAGUCAGCAGUAAUACCGAAAUUCUCAAAGAAUUAAUUUUCGAACCUAACAGUGUGUUGUGUGUACGGAUUGUUCAAAACAGAAUAGUAUUGUGAAGAGCAAGCUGGAUUGAGGCAGAACAAAUUCUACUAAACUACAUGGACUUUAGGCUCAGAAAAACAGGUACAAAGGAGUUGAAUUAUGACCGUGUAGAUGAGAAGUAUGCGAGAAAGUGUCAUUUGGAUGGUAAGUGGAAAACACAGUUCUGUUAAAAAUGUGAAGAUAAGUUUUAGUGACUAGCAUAGUGGAGAUAGAAAAGGAGAAUUGGAAGUAUCUGACUGGGUAAGUUUGAAGUCCUUGCAUACAACGCAUUUAUGUAGUCUGUGUCGAUAGAAAGUGUUACUGAAGAAUGGCACUGUCGAUCACCGAAUCUGCACUACUGUCUGACGGAGAUGAGAACAAGAUGGAAACAUAAGUCAUCAACUGAACAAAUAGGCGGAAUAAAUAUGGCCUUGGUGUCUAAAACAAUCGACAAAGUUGGGUGUGAAGAAGCCACAUGGUUGGAGAAUAUGUUGACCUAAACUGAAAUGAAUGGGGUUUGAUAAGUGCUUGAACAGAUCAAUGAUAUACGAUUGAAAUGCGUAGUGAUGUAAUGCACUAAAUGUUUCUUAUUUCUAUUCCAGGUAUGAGUACCAUCCCUGAAGUGAUAUUCGCUCGUCACUGUGGAAUGAAAGUACUUGCAAUUUCAUUAGUGACAAACAUUAGUGUUUUGGACGUUGACAGUAAAGUGGUUGCAAAUGCUGAAGAAGUGUUGGAGAUGGCGAACAAACGUGCCACUCUAUUGCAGUCGUGGUUUGCCAAGAUUAUUGCCAGAUUACCAUCUGAAUAAAAGAAAUGUGCAAUGUUGAUUUUUAUAACGAGAAACUUGAAGUUUUUUACCUUGUGAUAUUUUGUACUUAUUACUUGUAGUUUAUUUUCAAGAGAAUGAAUACUUUCCUUACAAAUAUAUCUCGUUCGAAAUAUUCA